Molecule: messenger RNA, 2886 nt
Organism: Penicillium olsonii
Lineage: Eukaryota; Fungi; Ascomycota; Eurotiomycetes; Eurotiales; Aspergillaceae
Source: the annotation of a GenBank genome assembly
AUGAUGAACUCGCGAAUAGUCCCUCAAAUCCUGGAUCCACUCAACUCAGCAACGCUCAAUAAACUGCACGAGCCGACCCCUCCACCGACCAAGAAACGGAAAAGAAGCACCGAUGAGGCAUACUGCGCCGCUGGACGGCUUGCUACCUCCUCAAUUGUCAUUAGAGCUCACGCUGCGUCUCUAUCCGAUGAACCCUUAAUCCUCGAGCCGAUAACUGCUCUUUCCCGAUCCAGACUUCCUCUCUCAUGGCUCGACGACACGCCUGCCUCCCGAUCCGACGAACAAGCCGGUGGCCUGUUCACCGCAGACAUACCCACGCUGGAAAAUGAUCUCCGCGCCAAGGCCGAGCCAGCAGUCCUAGCUGUGAAAUUGAUGGUCAAUGGCGGCUUCUACGUUGUCGAGCGGGUAAAGAGAGGUAUCUACUCGCUCUCCAGGCUCGCGCGAUGGGUUCAUGAGGGAGAUAUCCUCGCUGCAGCGAAGCAGUGGCAUAAAAGUGAACCUGCGGUGGCACAUGACACGACUGCUGACGAGCCAAUGGGCGUGUCUGAUGACUUUGACUGGUGGGAGACUGCGCGGAUUGAGGAGCCCAUGUCUGGGCUCGGAAUUGAGGAUAAGCCAGCUGGACCCAACAUUGCGCUUGUCUUUGGACCAUCUGAGCCAGGUCUCGAUGCUGUCGAUUCCUCUCUGGGCGUGGAAGAGGAAAAGAGUCGCAUGUUUGCUCUUGGCAGUUUCGACGCUGCCGAGGAUGAUCCCUUCACUGUUUCCAAGUCCCAGGGAUUGGAUGAGACUGACGCUAUGCAUCUUGAUAGCGUGGAGCCCCAUAUGGCGGACAUGCAACAGUCGCCUGAAGAGCUACUGGAUGGAAUGAGGGAUCAUUAUCUACAGGCUCUCUACAUCUCAAAGACUUCCGUAGCGUACUUUGCAAAAGGUCCGUUGACGCGCUGUCGAACUGCAUUCCAAGUCCGUGACUCGGAACAACCUGAAGCGUCAGCGGAGUUGAUUGCAUUCUAUCGCGAGGCCAUUAUCCCAGCCAAGAAAAUGGAUCUCAAAUACAAAGAAUCACUACCAUCGGCGGUAGGCGAUGCCGCUCUCGCCAUUUCCGAGGAUGAGCAGAAGCCCAAGGGUCGAAAGAGUAAGAAGAAGAAACUUGGUAGGAAUGGGUUGUAUCCCGGUGAAGAAAGAUUUAUCCACAAAUGGUGGAAAGAAAGGGCUAUGAACGAAUCGUCAGCUCGAGAAACUUCGCGUGAGGCAGAGUCCAAGAAGCAGAUAUCGGAUCUUCGACUGCGCGAGACACAGUUACAGAUUCUUCUGAUAUUGGAGGUCAUGGUCCUGGAAAUGACUACUGAGUCGGCCGGCAAGGCCAACCCUAGUAAGGAAGAGAAACCAGAUGGCGAGGAAGAGACACAGAAGAAGCCAAAGGCCAAAAAGCUGGCGGAUCUCCACGUGCUCCUUGAAUUGCACCUUGAUCGAAUGUGUAUCUGGCAUGCUGUGACCAUGCAAGAGACAACUGCUUCCGAUACAGCAAAGGCAUCUUCAUUCAGUGGCAACCAUCUAUCUGGUAAAAAGACCGAGAGCGAUGCCGUGCGCGACUUCUGUACGGAGGUGAUCGUUCCAUUCUAUGCCGCCCGCCUCCCAGACAAGUGCAGGUUGAUCACCCGCAAAUUUGGUGUCUCCAGUGGCAUCUCGCCCAUCACCAAAAAGAUCCGAUCUAGUAAAUCCCAUCGCGUGGAACCUGGAACCGAGAUCAAGCGACAGCCGCCCGCCCAGAAGCCCCGGCGAACAUUGCAGCGAGUCCUUACCGAUGACAAGGCCACCGCUUCUCAAGCUCGUGUACCAGGGUUGCACAGGUCUAAUACCGCGCCCAGUCACCCUCACGGGAAGCGCGACAGUGAGCCCUUGCUACCUACCGUGCUUAGCGGUAGUGUGCGCGGUGGCAUGCAGAAAGCCAAGCGCACCGAUAACCGCGAAGUUGAUCUCGAGGCUGUGGCCAGACAGCACGAGACCAAGUUGAGAAAGGUUCAAAUGAUGGCCGAUCAAAAGAAAGAGCUUGAUGCUGCUAUCCACGCCCUGAGGAAACCAAAUCGGGAGCUCGUCUCCAAAGACAUCGCCGAGGAUGUGAACAAGCGAGUCUCCAGCGGCGGAGGCAGCUCAAGGAAAUCCAAGAACCCCGUCCGCAAUCCAUUCGGUGAGGGUGUGCAGGUCAUGGCGACGCCUAGGGCCAAUCGCAGGAAAGACCCCGUAGCAGGGCCACACCUGCCGCGCAGUCUCGUGCCGUCUCGCUCCUUUGCAGGUGUCGAGAACUCACCCAUUGGCGAGUCCCCGCUCAGGAUCCCCUCGUCGAGCCGGCGUGCAAUCUCCUUCUCCGGUGGUGACUCCGACCCACUGAGUCCUCGCGGUCUAGGACGCAGUCCUUCCCGUCCAGAAGGAACCAUUCAUGAAACCCCCACCAGACCCUCGUCCAAAAUCUUCCAGAGCGACGCCAUUGCCCGUCGGCCCUCCUCCUCUGGCAAAGGACUGUUCCGGGUGCCCAAUCUCCCCGCCCCUCGCUCUGCGACCCAACCCAUGGUCCCGGGCAGUCCAGUGCACUCCCGCCAUACCCCCGUAGCCCCAAGCGCAUCGCUAUCUCAACAAUUCCAGCAAUCUCUCGACAGCGCACGCUCCGCGGCGAUCAUGGAAACCCCACCUAAAAAGCGUGCACCCGAACAGGUGUUCACCCCUACUGCUGUUCCAAUCCCUGCAUCUCGCGACGCGCAGGCCCGGGCGCAGUCUCCGGCUGUGCUGGGAACGCCCAUCAAGGGUGCACCUGCAGUGCCUGUUACCCCGGAAAAGGCCCAAACGCCAUCCAUUUAUGCGCAGCUGGGAUGGGAUGAUGAGAUGGAGUUCUGA